AUGAUGUCUCCACUGGUUGUUGUAAUUGGGUUCGUAGCCAUGUGCUCGGCCAGUCCAUCCCUAUACUUCAGCGGUCCACAAUACUACAGCGGUUACUACGCAGCCCCCGCCGCCGUGGUCAGCCCGAUCAAGAGCCAAUACCACACGCAAAACGAAUACGGACAGUACGCCUACGGUUACAACGACGGAUUCUCCAGCAAAUCCGAGGUUAAGCACGCCAACGGUCUGACCGAAGGUGCGUACUCGUACGUCGACCCCAACGGCGCUCUCCAGCAAUACAAAUACGUGUCCGACGAGAACGGUUACCGCGUUUCCGGUACCAACUUGCCCGUGGCUCCAGCCGUCCCCGCCGUCGAGGUGCCCGUCGUCCCAGCCGUCGAGUCCGUGAUCGAGGUUAAGGCCGCCGCCCCGGCCCAAGAAGCCGCCCCUGCCCCAGAAGCCGUCGCCGAACCGAUCGUCUUCCAGCAGUCCGAGAUCCCGCAGCAGGUGCAAGACACCCCCGAAGUGGCGGCCGCCAAGGCAGCUCACCAGAUCGCUUACGACGAGGCUGCGAAGGCCGCAGAAGCCUCACCGGCCGAAGACGAACCAUCCUCCGACGCCGUCGUCCAGGUUUCCGCCGAAGCACCAUCCGCACCCGCCGCACCCGCAGCACCCGCCGCACCCGCAGCACCCGCCGCCGACUACGUCAGCCACUUCGCACCAGCACCCGUUCUAGCCGCCGCCGCACCAGCCCCGGCAGUGUCCUCCGUCGCCUCGUACAGUUACCACCCGUCCGCCGCUUACGCCGCUUACCCGUACGCCGCCGUGCCGGCCCAUGCCCCGGUCGCGUCUUACGCCUACGGCCCAGUCGCGUCCUACGCAUACGCCGCCGCCCCGGCCCCGUCUUACGCUUACGCCGCCCCGUUCGCCACCGGAUCGUACUCGCCGGUGCACAGCCAAUACCACUCCCAAGACGAGUUCGGUCAGUACUCGUACGGUUACAACAGCGGAUCUUCGUCCAAGGCCGAAGUCAAGACCCUCGACGGCGUGACCCGCGGAGGUUACUCGUACGUUGACGCCAACGGACAGGUCCAACACUACAACUACGUCUCCGACCCGGUCAACGGUUUCCGCGUCGCCGGCACCAACGUGCCAGCAGCCAACGCUUUGUAA
Molecule: messenger RNA, 1152 nt
Organism: Macrosiphum euphorbiae (potato aphid)
Lineage: Eukaryota; Metazoa; Arthropoda; Insecta; Hemiptera; Aphididae
Source: the annotation of a GenBank genome assembly